Hibiscus syriacus is the source of this 2136-nucleotide messenger RNA. RefSeq names its product serine/threonine-protein kinase STY46-like. The transcript has 16 exons. Gene Ontology annotation, biological process: protein phosphorylation. Gene Ontology annotation, molecular function: ATP binding; protein kinase activity. The record is from RefSeq and is a predicted model, not a curated record. The coding region runs from base 211 to 1908 and encodes 565 amino acids. Lineage: Eukaryota; Viridiplantae; Streptophyta; Magnoliopsida; Malvales; Malvaceae.
UCCCUCUCCUAAACUUAACCGAAUUUCCAAAGUUGUCCUCCAAUGUUUCUCAAAACUACCAUAUUCUCCCUCCAUUUUUGUCCCCUCAGAUUCCUUUAUUAGUCAAAGAUCCUCUACACUUUGAUCAACCAAAAAACACAACAAUUUCCCCCCUAAUGCGAUGCUGAAAUAGAAACAAACAAUAAGAAGAAGAAGUAGAUUCCAUUGUUGAUGGAUUUAACUGAGGGAGUCGGAGAGAGUUCAUCGCCGCCGAGAAGCUUCGGUAGCUUUAAUAACCACGAUGUCAGAAACGACGUUUUCAAUCGCUUGCUUGAAGCCGGCCAUGAAGAAGUUAUUUCUAACCCCGACUUUCGCGACCGCUUGGAUUCCCACUUCAAUCGCUUGCCUGCCAGUUAUGGACUUGAUGUUAAUAUGGAGAGAGUGGAAGAUGUUUUGUUACAUCAGAAGCUACUUGCAGCUGCGAAGGAUCCGGAGAAUAGGCCGGUUUAUCACAUCCGCUUCUUGGAGAACCUUUGCAGCAGAGGAGAUGCUAAUGAUGAUCAGCAAUGUAUAAAUUCUUCGCCUGCCCAAAGGCCUUUUGAUGAUUCAGAUGGUGAAAAGGUUGUACCGUUGCAUAAAAGAAGCAGGGAUCAUCCUGUUGAUUUUGAACCUUGCUCUAAGCUUGAGGACUUAAAUUUGGAUGUCAGAAAGAAUUCCAAGUGUGCAGAGGAUGGAUAUACCACUGAGAAAUUUUCAAAAAGGCAAGAGAUUGUACACAUUCCAAUUCAUGAAGUGAUAUUUUCUACCACUGAUAGGCCAAAGCUGCUUAGUCAGCUUUCUGCAUUGCUUUCAGAUAUAGGGCUUAAUAUCCGUGAAGCACAUGUGUUCUCAACGACCGAUGGCUACUCUUUGGAUGUGUUUGUGGUGGAUGGAUGGCCUGAUGAGGAUACAGAUGGGUUAUAUAAAGCUAUGGAAGAAGCUGUUUCUAGAAGCAAGGGGUCGUUGUCUGGAUCUUUGCAUUCUCAUUCAGCUAUAGGUGAUGCAUUAACAGCACAAGAAAAAUCUGGAAAUUGGGAGAUAGAUAGAAGGCUUCUGAAGAUAGGAGAAAGAAUUUCUUCUGGAUCUUGUGGAGACCUGUAUCAUGGUAUCUACCUUGGGCAAGAUGUUGCUGUCAAAAUUCUUAGGUCUGAGCAUUUGAAUGAUGCUAUGGAAGAUGAGUUUACUCAAGAAGUGACAGUUCUAAGAGAGGUCCAACAUAAAAAUGUUGUUCGUUUCAUUGGUGCAUGUACAAAAUCUCCACAUUUGUACAUAGUAACAGAAUAUAUGCCUGGGGGAAGCCUGUAUGACUAUUUGCAUAAGAAUCAUAAUGUGUUGAAGCUCGCUCAGCUGCUGAAGUUUGCAGUUGAUGUCUGCAAAGGCAUGGAAUAUUUGCAUCAAGAGCACAUAAUUCAUCGGGACCUGAAGACAGCAAAUUUGCUGAUGGAUACAGACAAUGUUGUUAAGGUGGCAGAUUUUGGUGUGGCUCGGUUCCAGAACCAAGGAGGAGUAAUGACAGCUGAGACAGGGACAUAUAGAUGGAUGGCACCUGAGGUUAUAAACCACCAGCCAUAUGAUCAGAAAGCAGAUGUGUUCAGUUUUGCUAUUGUACUCUGGGAGCUAGUGACUGGCAAGGUUCCAUAUGAUACCAUGACUCCAUUGCAAGCUGCCUUGGGAGUGAGACAGGGACUGCGUCCAGAUCUUCCCGAGAAUGCGCAUCCAAAACUCUUGGAGUUGAUGCAGAGAUGUUGGGAAGCGGCUCCCGACCAGCGGCCUUCCUUCUCUGAGAUAACAGCUCAGCUCGAGACACUUUUUGAAGAAGUUAAGGAAAACGUGGAAGAAGUGAAUGGGAACAAAAGAUUUUUUGUAUCCAAGGAGAGGCUGCCUAAUUGACAUGACACAUUUUGAAGAUUUCUUUGUCAGAUGGUUAUAGAGGUCUUACAAAAUUGAGGGAAAAAGAGUUUUAGUAAGACUAUGCUGUAUACUUACUACACGAAAUAGACAGAAAAUGGUGAUUCGUGAUUUUGUCUUUUUUUUGCUAAUGAAACUUUCUUACUUGCGGACGGUGUAAAAAGGAAAAUGGCUGGAGCAAUUUGAUAUUCAUACGAAAUUUCCUAGGCA